UUCUGCAUAUUCCCCUGUUCGUUGUACAAGCGAUGCCUUCUCGUUUUGCCCAGCUCAUCUCCUUCUAUCUCUCCUUCUUCCUCCUCCUCUUCGCGCCGCCCUCGGCGUCGGACAUUUCCCUGCACGCCCGCAACGUCACCCUCUACGGCGAAGCUUCCUUCGGCGACCAUUCCAUCAGCCUCACGCGAAACCUCAGUCGCUGCGCUCCUUUUUCCUCCUACUCCUACUCUUCUGCUUCCAGCGGCAUCAGCAGGGCGUUCUAUGCGCACCCGGUUCGCUUUCUUGAUCCUUCGUCGAACUCUUCCGCGUCUUUCUUCUGCCGCUUCUCAUUCGCCAUUCUCCGCAACCCCUCGUGCCCUUUCGGCGACGGCCUGGCAUUCUUGAUCACGUCCGACCCCGAUUCUUUCAGCCCUCAGGACGGGUACUUGGGCCUCCCUGCGCCGGCAUUCGGAUCCCAAGAAUCGUCCUUCGUGGCUGUUGAGAUGGACACGAGCUUCGACCCUUCAUUUGGGGACAUCAACGGGAACCACAUCGGCAUCGAUGUGAAUUCGGUGGAUUCCCUGGCUUCAGUUGAUGCGGUCGCGAGAGGGGUCGAUCUGAAAAGCGGGAAGCAGAUCACCACCUGGAUCGAGUACAGGAAUGCGGUCAAAUUGGUCCGCGUUUGGGUCAGUUAUUCGCAUAUCCGGCCGAUAAGUCCUGCACUGGUCGCACAGAUUGAUCUCUCCACGCACUUCAAGGAGUAUAUGCACGUCGGGUUCUCCGCAUCGAAUGGCAAGGGUUCCGCAGUUCACAUUGUUAGUCACUGGAGGUUCAGGACUUUUGGGCUUUUGCCGACUUCGGCUUCGGCUAAUGACAAUGUCCACGAAGGGGAGUGUUUAACGUGCUCAACCGAAGAUUCAAUCAUUGAUAUGGACGGCUCCGAGUCUGGUCGCCGUGACGCAGGGACAAAGACAAGGGACAUGGCUCUUGGACUUGGAGGUUUAGCAGCUUUUCUAAUUUCCUUGAUCUUGAUUUUGAGUGUGGCUAGUUUUUAUCUGAUGAGGAACUCAAGGCAGAGAAAGAUGAGAACCCAGGCAGGCCCGAUAUUCCAAUUGAACAAGGUCCCAACCAGACUCUCGCUUGCAGAAAUCAGAGCCGCCACGAUGGGAUUCAGCAGGAGCAAGAUCAUUGGCGAAGGCGCAUCGGCCACCGUCUACCAGGGGUCUCUGCCAUCUGGCGGGACUGUGGCCGUCAAGAGGUUCGACCGCGAGAAUCGGAUCUCGAAUUGCCGGUGCCCAUUCACGACUGAGUUUGCCACCAUGGUCGGCUGCUUGCGGCACAAGAAUCUACUCCAGCUUCAGGGUUGGUGCUGUGAGGGGAACGAACUGCUCCUGAUAUAUGAAUACAUGCCCAAUGGAAGCUUAGACACGUUCCUUCACAAGAGUUCGAACUCGGUGAAGUUCCUUUCCUGGGAACAGCGGAAGAAGAUUGUCCUCGGAGUCGCCUCGGCCCUUGCCUAUCUACACGAAGAGUGCGAGAGGCAGAUCAUUCACAGAGAUGUGAAGAGCUGCAACAUUAUGCUCGAUUCGGAGUUCAACGCCAAGUUGGGGGAUUUCGGCUUGGCGGAGGUGUACGAGCACAGCUGCAGGACCCGGGCAGUGACCAUACCGGCGGGGACGAUGGGGUACUUGGCACCCGAGUACGUGUACUACGGCGUGCCCACGACGAAGACCGACGUGUACAGCUUCGGGGUGGUGGUGCUGGAGGUCGCCACAGGGCGGCUGCCGGUGGAUCGAGGCGGGGUCAUCCUGGUCGACUGGGUGUGGGGCCUGUGGGAGAAGGGGAGAUUGAUCUCAGCCGUCGAUCGGAGGCUGAGAGGGCGGUUCAACGAGGCCGAGGUGGCGAGGAUGCUGAGAGUGGGACUCUGCUGCGUGCAUGCUGACCCUGAGAAGAGGCCUACCAUGAAGGAGGCCGCCAGGAUGUUGAAGGGAGAAGACCCCGUGCCGCGUUUGCCGCCUCGGAAGCCAACGGUGAGGAUCCGGUCAGUCUUGCCGGAGCAGUCCAGGGAGAUACUGGCCAGCAGAGGGGAUCAGAGCCCCGGCGUGUUGGAUGACUUGCCGUACAUGACUCCUAAAAGCCAUUUCGGUUAGUUCUUCCGAUGCGCCACCCUUCUCUAAUUUCGCCGGAG
Messenger RNA from Eucalyptus grandis, 2167 nucleotides. RefSeq names its product L-type lectin-domain containing receptor kinase S.6. Gene Ontology annotation, molecular function: protein kinase activity; ATP binding; carbohydrate binding. Gene Ontology annotation, cellular component: plasma membrane. The record is from RefSeq and is a predicted model, not a curated record. Gene Ontology annotation, biological process: protein phosphorylation. The transcript has a single exon. Lineage: Eukaryota; Viridiplantae; Streptophyta; Magnoliopsida; Myrtales; Myrtaceae. The coding region runs from base 33 to 2129 and encodes 698 amino acids.